AUGAUAGGGUACGUAAGUAGGAAAAUGAGUACGCUGACGUCGCCCCGUGUGUUGGCAUCAAGUGGAGACUUAUCCAGGCGCAACCGGCCUUGUCCGGAUUUCUCCAGACGCAACGCCACAACACGACAAACUGUCGACUCGGUCGGUAGGAUGAAAAAAGCUCCACCAUCGAAGGGGAAAUUAGACAUUGUGGUCGCAGGAACUUUACUGGAAAAUGAAUUCAUGUUGACAACAAAAAGCGCGCCAAUGGCACCAGACACCACGACAAUGGUCACGACGUCUACAACAACAAUGGCAAACUCUGCAAGUGAAGCGUUAUCCAGGAAAAUAACGUGCAACGAGAAAAUAUCUCCGACAGAAAUGCUCGAAGAAAAAUCUACGCCCGUCUGUCAUUUUGAGAAAACUACACCAAGAACACAUACAGAAAUAUCAGUCCCAACAGAGGCGACAAGAGAAUCAACAGAUACAUGUACACUGACGUCUUUGUCAACAGUAGUAGGGGCAGCGGUAACAACUACAGGGACGACAGAAAAGUCAGACACAGAGCUACCAUGCCCACAUAAAACGGACGAUAUAGACACAGAGUUGCCACGUCCACACAAAAUAGACGUCGACGUCACCAAGGCAAUACUGGAAGCAGCAGUGCCUGGCAGUUUGGUACAACACUUUAUUCACGAGCACCUCGUCUGCAAAAUACACAUGGGGUUCUUCCACAUUCUCGCCCAUAUACCAAGGACACUAACUUGUGGACACACGUUCUGUGAACCCUGUCUCCGUAACGUCGUGCUGGGGGAAGCCGUUAUCGUUUGUCCCGUUUGCGGGAAGUUGACCGGCCUUCCCCCGGGAGGAGUGAACGGGCUACCCGAAGAUUUCUACACCGCAAGUCUCUGUGUUCGUGUGAUCGACUUACUGGAGGAAAACAGUGUAAAGCUUCAGGCGGACAUUCCAUGUAUUGCAGCACAGUCUGAAAACGUGAGUUUUACGACUUUUAACGUCCCUGAAAACCCCGAGUGUGAGUACUCUAACUACGAGGUCGACUCGUUUGUUGUGAUUGACGAAGUCCCGCCGGAACAGAACCCGUCCGACGGCCAGGCUGGCCCCGCCACCGGCGGAGACAACACGCCGUGGUUAACCACUAUUGACGGGGUUCAGACAAACUCCGAGGCCAAACAACCGACCAGAACAUCUACUAAACGGCGAAAACGUGGUCGAAAGAAGAGGUCCGGGUCUCUGGCGAGUCUUCUGGACAAAUUCGUGGGAGAUGUGGACGGGCAUAUGAAGAUUGGGACGCAAAAUCACGUCAUCGACAGCUUCAACAUGCCUUGGGUGUAGCCAGGAGGGUCUGUUGAAAUUGGCGGGAACUUUUGAUACACACAUCGAAUAGCAAAAUAAAUUACAUAAUCGAUAAUGCUAUGUGACAGCACCUGAAUGGUAUACUUAAGAAAAUAUAUCAAAGAAUGUCGAGACGUUAGAAAUUCCUCGAAUGAUUGUGACAGCACAUUUUAAUCCCAUACUAGAUACUACUCACUCCUGUAUUAGGUAGAUUGUAGUUAUGUAUCAGUAGAUGCCAUAUUUUGAACCUUGUCAAUUUGCUGUGUACUAUUACUGUGUGUGCUGUGUACUUAAGUUGUAUUUUUUCCUCAUUGAAUCAAUGGCUAAAGUUCGGCCAUAUAUUUAUGCUCCCAAACAAUAUCAAUCUACCUCAAAGUUCACUCAAUAGUAAUGGCAAAGAAUGAAACAUUCAAGGCUAACAAA
Messenger RNA from Branchiostoma belcheri (Belcher's lancelet), 1755 nucleotides. RefSeq lists its product as uncharacterized. Lineage: Eukaryota; Metazoa; Chordata; Leptocardii; Amphioxiformes; Branchiostomatidae. The record is from RefSeq and is a predicted model, not a curated record. The transcript has a single exon. Bases 1 to 1332 code for a protein of 443 amino acids. Gene Ontology annotation, molecular function: metal ion binding.